AUGGAGGACGAGGCGGAGGCGGAGGACGAGGCGGAGAAGUGGGCGAGGUCGUUCCGGUCGACGUCGGAGCUGGUGUACAUGUUGGUGCGAGAGCCGAAUCCGAAACACACGAGUUUGUUUGUGUGCAUUUUCGACCAAGUGAUGUCGCUGAACACGCUGCUGAACCACUUCAUUGAGGCGGCGGAGGGGAGCAAGAAGGGAAAGGCGCUGACGAACGACAUGGCGCUGCAGGUGCUGCGGACGAUGGACAUGUUGCUGGGGUACGGGCCGAGGAUAUACUUCGACAAGGAGGCGAGGGAGCUGGCGGAGAGGGUGCUGUCGAAGCUGGAGAAGUGGCGGACGAGGACGAAGCAGCUGGAGUCGCUGGCGAGUCGGGUGGAGCAGCUGUUGAAGAGUUUGGACAAGAACCCGCUGCCUCGCGAAAUGUCGAAAAAGGUGGAGCGAAUUUGGCAGACGAUACCGAUCGGCGUGACGGUGUUCGACUACCCGCCCGGGGCGCUGCUGUUCAGCGAGGACGCGAUGACGCUGGCGAAGCAGAUCACGGCGAUCGACUUCGAGACGUACAGGAUGGUGGAGGUGGAGGAGCUGAAGAACCAGAGUUGGAACAAGACGUCGAGGUUUUGUGUGGCGAGGCACGUGUUGAAGCUGAUUCAGCGCUCGAACCGCCUGUCAUUUUGGGUGGCGACAAUCGUCUUGCUGCAGCCGAGGAAGAAGGACCGCGUGAAGGCGCUGGCGGCGCUGAUCAAGGUGGCUUGGAGUUUGAAGGAGAUAAGGAACUACAACUCGAUGCUGAGCGUGGUGGCGGGGAUGAACCUGAUUUGCAUUUCUCGACUUCGUCGCACGUUCGCCCAGCUGAGCAAGCGCCACCUCGACAUGUUCGAGGAGCUGAAGAACCUUUCGAACCCGAUGCUGUCCUUCAAGGCGCUUCGCGCGCUGAUGAACCAGGACGCCGCUCGUCGCGACGCCGUGUGCAAGCUGCCCCCGAUCGGUCUGAGCCUGUCCGAAAUUGCCAUGACCGAGGAGGGCAACGACGACGUGCUCGCCGUCGAGAGCCAGUCGGGCAAGGGCAGCGGGGAAAAGACCUUCUUGAUCAACAUGGGGAAGUGGGAGCUGUUGUACAACUGCAUUUGUACCGCGCUGAUGCACCAGUCCGCGGACUGGCGCAUCAGCGAGAUCGACCCGCCUUACAGUUGCCUUUUCAGCCUCCCCACCCUGUCCGAGGAAAUUCUGUAUCAGCUCUCUCUCGCGCGCGAGCCCGGCCGUCCGUGA
Messenger RNA from Schistocerca gregaria, 1269 nucleotides. Its product is annotated as ras guanine nucleotide exchange factor S-like. The record is from RefSeq and is a predicted model, not a curated record. Gene Ontology annotation, molecular function: guanyl-nucleotide exchange factor activity. NCBI's taxonomy places the organism in Eukaryota, Metazoa, Arthropoda, Insecta, Orthoptera, Acrididae. Gene Ontology annotation, cellular component: plasma membrane. Gene Ontology annotation, biological process: Ras protein signal transduction; positive regulation of GTPase activity. The transcript has a single exon. The coding region runs from base 1 to 1269 and encodes 422 amino acids.